Zea mays is the source of this 980-nucleotide messenger RNA. RefSeq names its product eukaryotic translation initiation factor 4G. NCBI's taxonomy places the organism in Eukaryota, Viridiplantae, Streptophyta, Magnoliopsida, Poales, Poaceae. Gene Ontology annotation, molecular function: mRNA binding; translation initiation factor activity. Bases 392 to 805 code for a protein of 137 amino acids. Gene Ontology annotation, cellular component: eukaryotic translation initiation factor 4F complex. The transcript has 3 exons. The record is from RefSeq and is a predicted model, not a curated record.
GCCACCAGUAUCAAAUACUGAAAUUCCUUCUGUUAUUGACCACCGGAGGAUAGUAUCUAGUUCUAAUGGCUAUAACUCUACGGCUGAUUGGACAUCAUCAUCUGGAAGAGAAGAUUCUAAUUCAAGACUUCCAGAUCGAACCUCUGGCCAAAUUCCUGCUUCUAGUCAAUCUGUUGUAACUUCGCAGAGGCCUGCCAGCCAGGAAGGCCGUUCAGGAAGUAAAUCAUAUUCUGAGGAUGAGUUGAGAGAAAAAUCUGUUUUGACCAUUCGAGAAUAUUACAGUGCAAAAGAUGAAAAAGAGGUUGUUUUGUGUAUUGAGGAGUUGAAUGCUCCAAAUUUCUAUCCUUUUCUUGUAUCACUUUGGGUAAAUGAUUCCUUUGAGAGAAAAGACAUGGAAAGAGAGUUGUUGGCUAAACUUCUCGUCAGCCUUUGCAGUGGUCGACAUAAUUUGUUGAGCAAGCAACAACUCAGUGAUGGCCUUUCAAAUGUUCUUGCCUCAUUAGAAGAUAAUCUAAGUGAUGCUCCAAGAGCCACCGAGUACCUUGGACGACUUCUUGCAAGGUUUAUGGAGGAAAGCAUAUUGCUCUUGCAAGAGGUAGGUAAAUUGAUUCAAGAAAGUGGAGAAGAACCAGGGUACCUAAUACAAGGCGGUAUUGCGGCUGACAUCCUAGGUGCAGUCCUGGAUUCCAUUAAAUCAGACAAAGGUAAUUCAUUCUUGGAUGAGAUCAAGACAACUUCAAGUUUAAAGUUGGUUGAUUUCAGACCACAACAUCUUAAGCGAUCAAAGUUGGACGCCUUCAUGUAGGCACAAAAGUUAUUGUUACCUGGUAAGUCUGUUCUAGUCCAGGUGUAAAUAUUGUUCUUGGGUAGUUAUUUGUUCUAAAGACAUACACUUGAUUUAAAUACUCUGAACUAUUCUGAUGACAGAUUACCAACGGGUGUGGUCACCAAGCAGUUUAGUUUCUUCGCACCUAAAUACC